Molecule: messenger RNA, 4697 nt
Organism: Zingiber officinale
Lineage: Eukaryota; Viridiplantae; Streptophyta; Magnoliopsida; Zingiberales; Zingiberaceae
Product: symplekin-like
Exons: 28
Coding region: 307-4197 (1296 amino acids)
Source: RefSeq, a predicted model, not a curated record
GCCUGCAAGAAUACCCACGGAUUGAACCCAGUCCCAAUCGCUAGGCCUCCGCCUCCGCCAAUUUAAAGACCCGUCCCAUCUUCGCCUUCCGCCAUUCUCCCUCUCUUGCCUUCUCCUUCCCCACGCGAUCCAUAUCUCCCUCGCUGGCCCUUCUUCUUCCUCCACGGGGGAAAGCCGAACCACCUUGACAUCGAUCGACGCGGCCAAACCCUAGAAGCCGCCCGACGCAGCGGCAGCCACACCGUGUCCCCUUCCGUCGGUGGGACCGUUUUAGGGUUCUAUUUUGAGGCUCGGUGCGUACCACCCAUGGCCACCGAAGACGGUGGUGGGAUGGCCGAAGGUUUUGAGGCUUCAGUUGAGGGACGGGAUGCCCUGCCCGAAAUCGGUGUUGCGGUGGCCAGAGAUUCCCUUAGAGCUAUCGAGCUGUUGAAGGAUCUAGGUUCCAAAGUGUCAGAAGAGUUAACUGUUCUGAUGCCAAACCUGUUGACAACUUUGAGACAUCCAGAUUUGUUUGUUGUUAAACAGUCAAUUUCUAGUGGGACGGCUUUGUUUGGUGCUGUUUUAGAAGAAAUUGCACUCCAGUUGCAUGGUUCUGGUAAAAUUGAGCAUUGGCUUGAAGAGCUAUGGUCUUGGAUGGUCAGAUUCAAGGACUCAGUCUCUGCAAUUUUGAUGGAGCCUGGAUCUAUUGGAAUCAAGAUGCCUGCUCUAAAAUUUAUAGAAGCUUGUAUUUUGUAUUUUACACCUUGUGAGGAUAAUGGAGUAUCUUCUACUGAAGGAAAAUUCAUGAGAUUUAAUGUUUCACAUUUGUCAAGCAAUAAUUCAAUUCUCAAUCCAGCUGUUCUGGAAACUGAAGCAGAUAGAGCUCUUGACUUUCUUCUUGAUGUUUUGCUGUCGGCUAAUACCUUCUGUGGUUCUUUUGUCAUUGCUGUAAUUAACAUUCUUGCAACAAUUGUAAAGAGAAGACCUCUUCGAUACAAAGUUAUUCUUUCUGCUUUGAUUUCUUUGAAUCCUAAUUUUGAAUCCCAAAAAGGAGGUCAUGCUUCAAGUAUACGAUACUCUCUGAGGACUGCUUUUGUAGGAUUUCUACGGUGCAAUCACCCAUUUUUCACCGAGUCAAAAGAGAAGAUAAUCAGAGCACUGCAUGCAAUAAUCCCGGGUGAAUCAGUUGAUCAAAUUGUACGUCAAGUUGAGCGAAUGUCGAGAACUAUGGACCGUGUAUCCCAUGAAAUUCGAUCCAAUAAGGGAGAGUCACCAGCUGUUCAAGAUUUCCAAAUUGGGGAUCAGAUUAGGAGCAAGAUAUCACGACUCCCUAGUGAUGCUCCUUUUGAGGAGUUGCCUUCUAAGAGAAUACGAUUUGAGGUACCAUCAAACAUGGCACAUUCUACACAAAUGACAUCUGCUUUGCCAGAUGAUAAUGAUGAUGGAAAUGGUGAUUAUUCAUCAAGCACUUCUCUAGUGGAUGGUGACUCAUCAGCUGCUGCAAAGAUGAUUUCAAUGAUUGGUGCUCUCCUGGCUGAGGGGAAAAGAGGGGCUGAAUCUCUUGAGCUUCUUGUCUCUAAUAUUCAUGCUGACCUUAUGGCCGAUAUAGUUAUAGAAACUAUGAAGCAUCUACCUAAGAACUUAAUGGUAGUAUCGGUCUGGCACAAUAAUGCACCAUUAAAUGAAGAGAUUCCCUCUUCCAGUUUUUCUUCACAGGUCGUGCCAACCACAACAAGUGUUUCUGUGCCAAUUCCUUCAUUAUCUCCUGAAUUGGCAUCCAAUGCUGUUGGGGCAAAUGGAGUUGGCACUCCUGAUACGUCUCCGGUAUCUAACCUUGCUGCUGAAGUUAGGAGGGAUCCCAGGAGGGAUCCUCGUCGUCUUGAUCCACGUCGGCCAGGGCCAGUUGGAAGUCUACACUCUGCACCCUUAAACUCAGAGAGUAGUAGUGAUGUGCAGCCUGGGCCAUCUCAGGACUCUAGUAAAGCUGUUCCUACUGCAGAAGCCAUCAUUGCUGAACAAUCUUCUAUGCCAUUGGCUUCUAAAACUGAGGUGGAGCCUUCUGAAAUACCGGAUACUAAGGGAAUGGGCAAAAUGCAAUCAUUAGAAACUUCAGAGGAUCAGGACAUGGCUUUGGAGCAAACCUCAGAUGUCCAUACCCCAGCUAGCUCAACUAGUGAACAAGCUGUUGAAGAACAGCUGGCAGCAUCUACGCCAUCAGAUGUUACUGCUAAUGAUGAUGUUAAUCUGCCAGAAUCCGAUGAAUUUGUAUCUGCUGAUAUUAACUCAUUGGGUCCUGAAGAGAAUUUUCAUAAUUUGAUUGCACAUCCACCUCUAUUUGAAUUGAUAGAUGAACAGAAAACCAAUCUGCACAGGUUGGCAGUUACACGGAUUAUUGAAGAUUAUAAGAAAAUCCAUGUCACAGGAUCUAGUCAAGCAUGCCUUCCAUUGCUUGCUCGUCUGAUUGCACAUACUGGGGUUGAUGAGGACAUUCUUAAGUUUUUAGAAGAACAUAUUGUAUUGGAUUAUCCUCAUCAUAAGGGGCAUGAGCUUGCAAUGCAUGUCCUUUAUUACCUGCAAGCAAUAGUAAUUUCCAAGGCAGACAAUUGUUCCUCAGCAGCAAGUAGUUAUGAGAAAUUUCUUCUGGGAAUUGCAAAGGCAUUGUUGGAUUCCUUGCCAGCUACAGAUAAGUCCUUCAGUAAACUGCUUGUUGAAGCUCCAAUACUGCCCGAUUCUUCAUUGAAAUUGUUGGAGGGGUUGUGCCAUUCAAAUUGUAAUGAGCACCGUUUGGAGGAAACACUUGAUGGUGAUCGUGUCACUCAAGGUCUUGUUGCAACAUGGAGUUUAAUUUUGGGACGCCCUUCUUAUAGAGAAGCUUGCUUGGAUAUUGCCCUGAAGUGUGCCGUUCAUCCUCAAGAAGAAGUUAGAGCCAAAGCUAUUCGAUUGGUUGCAAACAAGCUUUAUCUGCUGAACUAUGCUUCAGAUAGUAUUGAACAGUUUGCUAUGCGAAUGCUACUGUUUGUCGUUGAGCAGCAAAAUUUUGAGGAGGAUAUCAAUGCUCAAAACUCUAGUGACCAACAAACAGAAGACACACUUGUUGGUGGCCCCAGGCCUUCAGAGCCUGCUUCUUCUGAGAGUGAAAAUAAUAAGGAUAACCAAGCUUCUGAAAUGAAGGUUCCAGCAUUAUCUUUGUCACAAGCACAACAGAAAACAUCCUUAUUCUUUGCUCUUUGCUCAAAGAAACCAAGUCUUCUCCAAUUUGUAUUCGACAUUUAUGGGAGGGCUCCAAAGGCUGUCAAGCAGUCUAUUCAUCAACACAUUCCAUUCAUUGUAAAGAAUCUUAGUACAUAUUCUGAGCUAUUGAAAUUAAUAUCUGAUCCAUCAGAAGGAAGUAAAAAUCUAAUAGUUCUGGUCUUGGAAACUCUGACUGAAGAGGCAACACCUUCAUCUGAGUUAAUUGCUGCAGUCAAACAUCUUUAUGAGACUAAACUGAAGGAUGCGGUCAUUCUCAUUCCAAUGCUGUCUUCUUUUUCAAAGGAUGAGGUGCUGCCUAUUUUUCCACGUCUAGUUGAUCUUCCCUUGGAGAAAUUUCAAGCUGCAUUAGCUCGCAUUUUGCAGGGAUCUGCACAUACUGGUCCUGCAUUAACCCCUGCCGAAGUAUUGAUCGCAAUUCAUAAUAUUAACCCUCAGAGAGAUGGUGUUGCGCUUAAGAAGAUAACGGAUGCUUGCACAGCAUGUUUUGAGCAGCGUAUAGUUUUCACUCAGCAUGUUAUAGCAAAAUCAUUGAACCAUUUGGUUGAGCAAGUGCCCCUACCUCUUCUUUUCAUGAGAACUGUUAUUCAAGCAAUUGAUGCUUUUCCACCUCUGGUUGAUUUUGUUAUGAGUAUACUUUCAAAGCUAGUGACACAGCAGAUAUGGAAGAUGCCAAAAUUAUGGGUGGGAUUUCUGAAAUGUGCUGCACAGACACAACCACGUUCUUUUAAUGUUCUACUUCAGUUGCCAUCACCCCACCUUGAGAGUGCUUUAAAUCGGCAUCCUCAAUUACGAACUCCACUUUCUGCAUAUGCCAAUCAACCAAACUUGAGGACCUCAUUACCGAGGCAAACCCUUAAGUUGCUGGGUCUUCUUGAUGAAACACAAGAUGAUACAAGGUCAUCUGUUCCCACAACAUUACAGGCUCCUGAAACAAAAUCUUCCAUUCAUGUGGCCUCCAACUCUUGACCCAGUAUGUUGCCGGAGAGAGAAACAAGCAUGCAAAGAAAUACGCCUAGCAAUCAGAAUGUACAUUUGGGGGCAAGGAACAAUAUACAAUAGUACCUAGUUCACUCACCAAUACAAGAUUCUCCAGUUUCAAUAGAGAUAUAACAGUCUGAAGUUGUAGAUGAAUCAUAGCUGUAUUCUAAUGCCAAAAAUUUGUUGUUCAUCCUGAUUUCCACUUUGUCCUUCAGGCGUAUGUUGCUGGUUAGUUCAGAUGCCCCAAAGUCCUCUGCCUCUUUCGGUCCAUACAUUUUUUUUUAUCCAUUUUCUUGUUCUUCAAUGCAACCCAUAUUGUUGCAUUGCAUGUUGUAUAUUGUAAUUUAUGGUGGUUCUUUUUUAGCGAGUUAGUUGAGAAGAGAGCUUGUUUUUUAGUCCUUAUCUUUUGUUGCAUGGUCAACGGGACAGUCACUUUGUUGUUCAUUAUUAAUUUUUAGGUAAUUAUAAAAUACUCAAGGUUUAGCAAA